This is a messenger RNA of Striga hermonthica, 233 nucleotides long. The record is from the annotation of a GenBank genome assembly. NCBI's taxonomy places the organism in Eukaryota, Viridiplantae, Streptophyta, Magnoliopsida, Lamiales, Orobanchaceae.
AGCUCAGCAACAAAGGAAAGGCUCUCGCGGAUAGAGAUGCUGCUCUUGCGGCAAAGGAGGCUGCGGUGGCAGAGAAAGAGGCCGCCAUGAAGGAAAAGGAGGCAUUGCUCGAGCAAGAGCGGGCUGCUCGAGUCGGAGCAGAAAAGGCUCAAGCUGAAGCGGAACAGGCUCAAGCUGAGGUGGAAAAGGCUCGAGCCGAGGCAGAGAAAGCUCGGGCUGAGCUAGAGUCCACC